CUUAACCCUUCCUUGACCACCCUUAAAUUCCAUAUUUCCGUUACAACUAUUUCACUCCUCAUCACAAAAACGAAGCUCCUUUUAAAUACAGAGUGAAGAACAGGGGAAGAGUGUCAGUCUGAAGAAGCUUGAGGGUGGAUUCAACACUCACAACAUGCCUAGCAUCGUACGGAUUUUCGUCACCGAUAACGACGCCACAGAUUCUUCCUCCGGUGAGGAGGAGGCUUUUGGCCGGCGGACUAACAAGAAGCAUGUGAUCAAGGUCAGGCUUGAGACUAAAAAGAGUCGUGUUUCCGUUGAAAAGACAAAAAAGAGAGGCAGAACGGCGACCUCCACCAAGAUGGUGAUCAAGAAUGCCGGUGAUCGGAAAUACAGGGGAGUUAGGCGCCGGCCGUGGGGAAAAUGGGCGGCAGAGAUUCGGGAUCCGAUUCGGAAAACCCGGAAAUGGUUAGGCACUUUUGACACCGCCGAGGAAGCGGCUUAUGUUUACGACACCGCUGCGAUCCAGUUACGUGGACCAGACGCCAUGACCAAUUUCCUUGCCCCGCCGCCGAAGCCCGCCGACGCGUCACUCUCUAACUACGACUCCACCGGGGAAUCCGAGAUGGCUCCGUCCCCAACUUCCGUUCUCACGGCGCGAAUUAACGCGGCCACCAAAACCGAAGCGGAGGAAGAAGGCUCUAUGAAGCUGGUGACGGAUUGCUUCGUAGAGGCGGCGGCGGAGGAAUGUAGUCUCAACGGUCUGUUAGAUUUCUGGUCGCCGUCCUUGUUAACGGACGACCGAACGCCGUUAGAUUGCGACGACGGAAAUAAACUCCCGGAAAUAAUGAUGACGGGUGAGCGUUUGGAUGACAUUUCCGUGGAUUUCAGAGGUGUCGAUUUCUGGAUGAUUAAUUAGAUCAAGAUUUAAAGUAAAGUGGAACAUAGUAAUUAAGAGAAAAUUAGAGCUAAUUACGUUAAGUACUACUACUGUAUAUGUACAUCAUGAUGAUGUCAAUUUUGAAGGACCAAAACAACGUAGUUAUGUUUUGCUAUGUGACAUCGAGCAGUAGUAGAAAUUCUAGGAUCCGUACAUAUAUUUAGUUACUACGUAUAAGUGAGCAACUUUUGGGAUCUGGUUUCUUGAGUAAAGGUUUCUUCAUUAUCAAUUAC
This is a messenger RNA of Cuscuta europaea, 1152 nucleotides long. The record is from the annotation of a GenBank genome assembly. NCBI's taxonomy places the organism in Eukaryota, Viridiplantae, Streptophyta, Magnoliopsida, Solanales, Convolvulaceae.